AACCUAUUCUUUCCGUUUUGUUGUAGAAAAAGGAAGUGAAGUAGUUAACACCCCAGAAAAUAGUCGGUGAAAAUAGUAUCAAAAUGUCAGAAGAGUUAGUGUGGGGAGUUAAGAAUGGAGAUAUUGAUGCAGUUAAAAAAGAAAUAGAAAAUAAAAAGGGAGAUAUUAAUACUGAAGUACAAGGAAGAACUGCCCUUCACUUUGCAGCAGAUUAUGGUCAAACAGAUGUUAUAACUUGCUUGUUAGAUAAUGGUGCUGAUAUAAAUAAACCAGAUAAACAUGGUAUAUCGCCACUUUUAGCAGCAAUAUGGGAAAAUCAUACAGAUGCUGUUAAGUUGUUAUUAGAAAGAGGUGCUAGUAAAGAAGGUAAGGCACCAGACGGAACGUCGUACUACGACUGUGCCGAGACGGAUGAUAUUAAAGAAUUAUUGAAGAAAAAAUAAAUUGACACAUUGGUGCUAUAUUUCCAAAGGAAAGAGACUUACAAACCUUGUAUUUGGAAUGCCAGGAAUUAUUAAUUAUGAGACAGACUGUGAAGAAAAGAACAGGAAAAAAUGAUCAAACAUUUUAAUGUUGCAGAGAUCUAACGAAGAGAUGAAGGAAAUUUGAAAAAUGGAAAUAUUUUUU
Messenger RNA from Ruditapes philippinarum (Manila clam), 627 nucleotides. Its product is annotated as myotrophin-like. NCBI's taxonomy places the organism in Eukaryota, Metazoa, Mollusca, Bivalvia, Venerida, Veneridae. The coding region runs from base 84 to 443 and encodes 119 amino acids. The transcript is spliced from 4 exons. The record is from RefSeq and is a predicted model, not a curated record. Gene Ontology annotation, molecular function: protein binding.